This is a messenger RNA of Cercopithifilaria johnstoni, 379 nucleotides long. NCBI's taxonomy places the organism in Eukaryota, Metazoa, Nematoda, Chromadorea, Rhabditida, Onchocercidae. The record is from the annotation of a GenBank genome assembly.
AUAUCAUAAUAUUGAAUUAUUUGAUUUAAUUUGCACUGCUGAUAAUUAUUGGUCUCGAAAAUCGGAAAAUUUAACAAUCAAUAAUGGAAAUGUAUUAACAUCAACUGAGCAAGUAUAUAUUAAAGGUCAAGCAGCAGCAGCAUGGCAAAUUACAUUAGUAGUUUCUCAGAUUUUUCAUUUAUAUAUGUGUACAACACGUGGAACAUCAUUGUUUCGUCAUGCUGCUACCAAUUUAGUUUCCAUCUUUGCAGCUAUCAUUGAAAUUUUAUUGCUCAAUUUAUUUAUUUAUACACCAUUUGCACAGUCUUUCAUGGAAACUCAAUCACCACCAAAUGAGCAAAAUUAUAUCGCUGCAACAAUUGCUAAUUACGCAUUGUGA